Molecule: messenger RNA, 1055 nt
Organism: Apis laboriosa (Himalayan honeybee)
Lineage: Eukaryota; Metazoa; Arthropoda; Insecta; Hymenoptera; Apidae
Product: mitochondrial intermembrane space import and assembly protein 40-B
Exons: 1
Coding region: 133-603 (156 amino acids)
Biological process (GO): protein import into mitochondrial intermembrane space
Cellular component (GO): mitochondrial intermembrane space
Molecular function (GO): protein-disulfide reductase activity
Source: RefSeq, a predicted model, not a curated record
AAUAUAAAGAUUUUGGACAUAAAAACAACUUAAGUUUGAAGAAAAACCAACUUAAUUCACUUACAUCAUUUUCUAAAAGGAAAAUAUUGAUUCUUUUGUUUUAUAUUAAUUUUUUUUAUUAAUUAUUCAACAAUGCCAUUCGUUCAUAAGGAAGGUAAAGAUACUAUAAUCUUUGCUUCAAAGGAAGAUCAUGCAACACCUAGUAAAAUAGAUCUUCCAGAACCAGAACCAAGUCCUGGUCUUUUGUUAGCAACUGGAGAAAUCAAUUGGAAUUGUCCAUGUUUAGGAGGUAUGGCUACUGGACCGUGUGGUUUGGAAUUUCGAGAAGCUUUCUCUUGUUUUCAUUAUUCAACUGCAGAACCAAAAGGUUCAGAUUGUUACGAUGCAUUUAAAACUAUGCAGUCAUGUAUGGUGCAAUAUCCAGCGUUAUAUGGAAAGAAAGGAGGGUCUUUAGAUGAUUUAGAUGAUGAAGAAGAUCCAAUGGAUGAACAUAAAAAAAAAUUAGAAAAUGAAAACAAAGUCACGCAUUUAGAAUCAAAAGUAAAAGAAGUUCCUCACAGUUCUAGUAUCGAAACAGGAAUAGAACAAACUAAUGUUAAAUGAAUGAUUGUUUGCUUGUCAGUAAAUAAAUAAAAUGUAAUGCAUUUGCAUUACAAAGUUAGAGUAAAUUUUUACUAGAAUUUAAUAAAAUAGAAUUUCUAAAGUUCUUACAAGAAAUAGGUUGUGCAAGAAAGCAUUUUUGAAAUAAAAUAUCUUUAAAUAUUGUUUUCCCGUUAUUUUGUUCUCAAUUUUUAAAAUUGAUACGCACGCAUAUAUUUAAAUUAUAUUAUUAAUGAAUUAAAUUAAAAUUAAAAUUUAAAUCUCGUAAUCUUACAAUGAUUAUUUUUAUUUAAAGAACAAAGUGAUGCUCAAACAUAUUAAAUUAAUAUUUUUUUUAUUUCUUAUUUUUGUUCUUUGAAUUUCAGUUGACUGAUGGUGAUAUACUGUAUAUAUUGUAAUCAAUAAAUUGUUCCACGAAUUAAUAAAUUACCAUCUUAUAUAUGACGCACGAUUUA